Arachis stenosperma is the source of this 1129-nucleotide messenger RNA. Its product is annotated as receptor-like protein EIX2. Gene Ontology annotation, molecular function: protein binding. Lineage: Eukaryota; Viridiplantae; Streptophyta; Magnoliopsida; Fabales; Fabaceae. The record is from RefSeq and is a predicted model, not a curated record. The coding region runs from base 198 to 866 and encodes 222 amino acids. The transcript has 2 exons.
AGACAAAGACAUAAAAAUUAGUGUUUUUAUAUUUUGUUUGAUGAUAAAUUAGAAUAAAUUAUAAAAGUUUAAUUUAUUUUUAUUUUUUUAUUCAAAAAUUUUAAAAAAUAUAUAUAAUAAUAAAAAAUAUAAUUAUAAAAUUAACAAGAAUAUCCAAAAGGAGCAUUAACAUAACUGAAACUGGGAGUUGUACAGAUAUGAAUAUUAUUUGUGAUUAUUAUAAAACUACCUUUUAUCUUGAUCGGUACAUAGUUAACAUAACUUUAAUGUGGAAAGGUGUGGAAAACUGGUUCAAGGAUCCAGAGUAUGGUCUUAAGGCCAUUGAUCUCUCAAGAAACAAUCUAAAAGGAGAGAUUCCUUCAGAAAUUGGAAAUCUAACUUCUCUGGAUUCCCUUGACCUAUCAAGAAAUGAUUUGUGUGGUAGAAUUCUUUCAAGUCUGUCCCAAAUUGAUGGGAUUGGUGCGUUAGACUUGUCAUACAACAAUCUGUUUGGAAGAAUUCCAUCAGGGAGACACAUGGAUACCUUUGGAGCCUCUUUCUUUGAAGGAAAUCCUAAUCUGUGUGGUGAGCAACUCCACAAAACUUGUCCAGAAGACAUGACACUAACAAAGCCACAAGAACCAACAACACAUGAUGAUGCAGAUGACAAUUCAGAUUUUUAUGAAGCAUUAUACAUGAGCUUGGGUUUUGGAUUUUUUACGGGCUUUUGUGGCCUUUUAGGGCCAUUACUGUUUUGGAGGCCUUGGAGAAUUGCUUAUCUCAGAUUCUUGAACAAAUGGGCAGACUACAUAUAUGUAAUUGUGGCAUUGAAGAUGUGUAGGUUCCCACAAGUGACUUCAAGAUUGGCAGAAUAUCCACACACAUGAUACUAAUCUGGGAUGGACUCAUUGGGGGUGGUUGCUGCUAGGGCCAAGAUACAUGCAGUGUGUUGGCGUUGUUGGAUUAUAUAUUCAAUAAAAUUUUUAGUUCGUAUAAUCUAUCACUUUUUGCGAUCAAACUUAGUCUGUGGUAUUUUGUAUCUCUAGUUAUCAGAAUAAUGUAAUGGAGUGAUGUACCUCUUCAUAUAUCUUUGUAAGUUGUUUUCAGAAUAAUCUAUUCCUCUUCAAAUAUCUUUAUAAAUAUACUUGAU